This is a messenger RNA of Schistocerca piceifrons (Central American locust), 438 nucleotides long. RefSeq names its product neurofilament heavy polypeptide-like. NCBI's taxonomy places the organism in Eukaryota, Metazoa, Arthropoda, Insecta, Orthoptera, Acrididae. The transcript is spliced from 2 exons. The coding region runs from base 1 to 438 and encodes 145 amino acids. The record is from RefSeq and is a predicted model, not a curated record.
AUGCCAAAUGGCGCGUGGAUUCUGGCCACGGCCGCGAGAGGGUCGUCGCCAACGUUGCGACAGUUUCUUGAACGGGACAAGAAAGAACGCUUGGAAGGUGGUGACCCAAUAUACGCCCACAAAUAUGCGACACCCAGACCACUGCAACUGUCAGCCAAGCCCGCAGAAGCAAAGCCCGCAGAAGCAAAGCCCGCAGAAGCAAAGCCCGCAGAAGCAAAGCCCGCAGAAGCAAAGCCCGCAGAAGCAAAGCCCGCAGAAGCAAAGCCCGCAGAAGCAAAGCCCGCAGAAGCAAAGCCCGCAGAAGCAAAGCCCGCAGAAGCAAAGCCCGCAGAAGCAAAGCCCGCAGAAGCAAAGCCCGCAGAAGCAAAGCCCGCAGAAGCAAAGCCCGCAGAAGCAAAGCCCGCAGAAGGCUCAGAGCCAUUUGAACCAUUUCAUUAA